AUGGCUACUGCUGCUUGUGAUGUGUGUGGUGCAAUGGUGUCUAAGUCGCAAAUGGCACGUCACCGUAACACUGCCAAGUGCAUGUCGGUUGGAGGAGUCGAGCCUCACGUGUCGAAUACUAAAGAACAUUGUGUGCACUGCAACAAAUUAAUAACGUCACGUAACAUGUCUCGCCAUGUUGAAGUGUGUGGCAAUAUUAAAACGACUGUUGAGCCUAAGAAGCCGUGUCCGCAUUGUCAGCAACUGAUAACCAUGUCCAACUUGAGCCGUCAUAUUGCAAAGUGUUCACCAGGCGGUUUAAAGCGGAAGAACGAAAACUACACUCUUCCAGCUACCGUUUCAGAACCACCACCAAAGGUUCCACGCCUUGAACCAAGUACUAGCUCCACAUCAGCUAGCACGUCUGCCAUCGGUCACAUCAAGAAGUGUUCACCAGACGGUUUAAAGCGUAAGCAUGGUGUAGCUACCGUUUCAGCACCUCCGCCUAAAGUCAUGAAACCUAGCAAACAAGGGGGUAGUAUUAAAAAGGUACAGCAAGCGUUCAAGGGUCGUAUGAAAACGUACAUGAUAGAAAACAAGCGUGGUAUCAAGGACCCCAAAAGAUUUCUUAAAACAUGUAGAAAGCCAAUCACUCGCGAAAUAGCACUGCAUGUCGACGAACACAACAUCAAAGCUAACCUCGUGUUUGAAGCCGAAUACACAAAACCGACGAGUGGUGUGAUUCAAAAGAUGAAUUUCAAAACUAAAAACAACGUGAUUCUUCCAACUACGGACAUUAGGGUGUAUGUUAAAACGGCGAUGAAAAAGCUUUUGGUUGAAAUGGAAGAGUUCUACGCCAAGGGAUCUGCCGCGUUGCAUCCCAAGGAGUGGCAAGCGCAGCCUGAGCGUAUACACCACUAUCAACCUUUCGAGCACGAGCUAGACGCCUACCUGGACGGCAUCACUUUUCCUGUUAGUCUCGACAACGUCAAGCUGUUUGAAAAACGAUCUGGAAUAUCCGUAAACGUGUACUCGUACGAUAAGAAACUGGUCGUCUAUCCGCUGUACGUGACACGAGAAGAAAAAGACACACACGUUGACUUGCUGUAUAUUAGAGAUCAAAACAACUCUCGCUACUGCCUCAUCAAAGAUCUCAGCCGAUUAGUACGUUCACAACUUUCAAAGCACACGACUAGAACCUGGAUCUGCAAGCGCUGCCUCAUGCAUUACGGUACCGAGGAACUACUGAUCAAACACAAAGAAGACUGCAGCGAACACGAGGCGGUGAAAAUACUGACACCGAAAGAAGGCUCCACAAUUCAGUUUAAGGACUUCAAACACGCGAUGAGAGUUCCGUUCGUGGCUUACGCUGACUUUGAGUGUAUGCUGACUCCCGUAGCCAGCAGCAGCCGGGAUCCCGAUGCACGAAAUUCUUACACUGAAAAGUACCAGAAACACGAAGAGGUUAGUUUCUCGUACUACUUCGUGUACUCUGACGGUGAUUACAAACCGCCCACAACGUAUUUCGGAACUGACGCUGCACAAGUGUUCGUGGAAAGCAUCAUGAACGAUGCCAGGGAAAUAUUCCAACUUUACUCAAGAGCUGCUGCUGUACCGAUGGAGCUGACUCAAGACGAUUUACAUGCAAUAGCCAACGCUCGGCAGUGUCACAUCUGUGGCAAGUCAUUCAACGAUCCCAACGAUUACGAAGUUCGCGAUCACGACCAUCUGACGGGGAAAUUCAGAGGUAUGGCACACAACUCUUGCAACCUCAACUUCAAGAAACCGCAUUUCCUGCCAGUGUUUGUUCACAACCUGAGCGGAUACGACACCCACCUGUUUAUCAAGAUGUUUGGGCUCAACAACGAGACCAUCAAAGUUAUUCCAAACAACGAGGAACGUUACAUCUCGUACACUAUCGAGGUUGAGCGUGGAGUGAAGCUACGGUUCCUGGACUCGUUGAAAUUCAUGGCAAGCAGUCUAGACAAGUUGGCUAAGAACCUGUCCCCCGAUCAGUUCAGACACACUUCCAAAUUCUACCAAGGUGAGAAACUUGAACUGUUGUUACAGAAAGGCGUGUAUCCCUACGACUACAUGGACAGCAUUGAGAAGUUUGAACGUUGUUCGCUUCCAAACCAAGAAGAUUUCUACAACAAGCUAAACGACGCUCACGUAAAGCCCGAGGACUACCGACAUGCGGUGAACGUUUGGAAUAACUUUGAUAUUCAAACCAUGAAAGACUACACACUGUUGUACAACAAGACGGACGUACUCUUGCUGGCGGACAUUAUGGAGAACUUUCGCGACGUUUGCAUGCAGACAUACCUUCUCGACCCAGCCUGGUACUACACGGCUCCCGGACUCGCGUGGAGUGCGAUGCUCAAGACCACCGGCAUCAGACUCGACCUUCUCAGUGACUACAACAUGAUCCUGAUGAUCGGCAAGGGCAUUCGAGGCGGAGUAUCACAGUGCUCUAACCGUUACGCCGCAGCAAACAACCCUUACAUGGAAGAUUUCGAUGAGGACCAGCCGACUUCCUACCUGACGUACUUGGACGCAAACAAUCUUUACGGCUGGGCAAUGAGUCAAGACAUGCCGUAUAAGAACUUCAAGUGGUGCAAAACCGACAUUGACGUUACAAAAGUCCCAGAUGACGCACCAACUGGCUACAUUCUGGAAGUUGACUUGGUGUAUCCAAAGAAUUUGCACGACUUGCACUCCGACUUGCCUCUUGCACCGGAACGUCGAGUACCACCGGGAUCGAAAGAAGAGAAACUCAUCACCACACUGUUUGAGAAGGAAAAAUAUGUUGUCCACUACAGGAAUCUAAAACAGUAUCUAUCACUCGGCAUGAAACUUAAGAAAGUCCACAGAGUUAUAAGCUUCAGUCAAUCUGCCUGGCUCAAGCCCUACAUCGACUUGAACACUCAGAUGCGUACGCAAGCCAGGAACGAGUUUGAGAAAGAUUUCUUUAAGCUCAUGAAUAACAGCGUGUUCGGUAAGACGAUGGAAAACAUCCGGAACAGAGUGGACAUCCGACUGGCCACGAAAGACAAACAAGUCGACAAGUGGACUGCUCAACCAAACUUUAAGAGCAGGACGAUAUUCACCGAACAGUUGGCAGCCGUUCACAUGUCUAAAACAAAAUUGAUGUUCAACAAAGCAAUCUACGUCGGCAUGAGCAUUCUGGACGUGUCGAAAACGCUGAUGUACGACUUCCACUACAACGUCGUCAAGAGGCGGUACGGUCACAAAGCCCAACUUCAAUAUACAGACACCGACUCGCUAACGUACCACAUCCAGACGACCGACUUGUACAAAGACAUCAAAGACAUGAUCGAUCUGUUCGACACCAGCGACUACCCUCAUCCCAACCGUUACAACAUGCCUCGAGUCAACAAAAAGGUACUAGGGAAGAUGAAAGACGAGCUCAACGGCAGAAUCAUGUACGAGCACGUAGGACUUCGCUCGAAAAUGUACUCCAGCAGAUCCGAAGGCGGAGUGAUCAAAAAGUCGAAAGGUGUCAAAAAGACAACGAUAGAAAACCACCUGACCUUCGACGAUUACAAACAGUGUCUGUUCACCUCAGGUGUACAGUACGGUUCGAUGAACAUGAUCCGGAGCUUCAAACACGACCUGUACAGCGUUGAACUCAAAAAGAUUGUUCUGUCGCCUCACGAUGACAAACGUUACAUUCAAGACGACGGCAUCGGGACUCUGCCCUGGGGACACUACAGCAUCCCCGUAGAAGUUAUGGCUGAGCUGGAAAUCCGGUCUGCUCUGUCGACACAGUGA
This is a messenger RNA of Homalodisca vitripennis (glassy-winged sharpshooter), 3774 nucleotides long. RefSeq lists its product as uncharacterized. NCBI's taxonomy places the organism in Eukaryota, Metazoa, Arthropoda, Insecta, Hemiptera, Cicadellidae. Gene Ontology annotation, molecular function: nucleic acid binding. Bases 1 to 3774 code for a protein of 1257 amino acids. The transcript has 2 exons. The record is from RefSeq and is a predicted model, not a curated record.